AUGGAUACAUUAAACCCUAGGGUUUUGGUCAACGCUGAGCUUCUACGGAUGUAUGUCGGACGGAGGGUUCGAGCAGUGGUUCAGGUUGUACAGUCCGAUGGUGGCUUCAUAGUUGGAAAAUCCACAGAUGACCAACAGUUAGUCAUAAAAGGUCCUCCGCCUUUCACUCUUUCGAAUUUUGUUGAAGUAAUUGGUAUUGCAGACGGUAACCAAUCCAUAAGGGCUGAAACCUGGAACAAUUUUGGUGAUACUUUUGAUACACAUACUUAUAACCAGGUUUGCCAGCUUGCAAAUGGGGAGUAUAAGGAGUUGUUUAUUUAA
Messenger RNA from Ilex paraguariensis (yerba mate), 321 nucleotides. Lineage: Eukaryota; Viridiplantae; Streptophyta; Magnoliopsida; Aquifoliales; Aquifoliaceae. The record is from the annotation of a GenBank genome assembly.